CAACCACACCAACAACAACACCAACCACAACAACAACAACCACCACAACAAACACAACUCCAACAACCACUCCAACCACCACACCAUCAACAAUCAGUUCAACUGUUUUAACAACAUUAACAACCACCCCAACCACCACAACAACCAGUUCAUCAACUGUUUCGACACCAACAACCACAACUACAGUAAUAUCAACAACUCCAACAACAUGUCCCUGCAGUGUGAACAAAGAACAUCAGUGCACUGGAACAUGGACUGAAGACUGUGCUAUUAAACAAUGUGACAAUGGAAUAACUACAAUUGUAAAACAAUGUGUGACGAAAAAACCUACAUGUGCCAACAAUUUAAAGCCCAUUGAAGUAAUAAAUGAAUGUGGCUGUGCAGACUGGGAAUGUGGAUGUGAAUGUGAAGUAUAUGGUGACCCACAUUAUAAAACCUUCAAUCAGCUGUCCUAUAAUUUUUAUGAGCCUUGUACUUACGUGCUUAUGGAAGAACAGAAUCCAAAAUACAAUUUACGUGUUCUAGUGGACAAUUACUACUGCUUUUCUUUUUUGCCUUUUUCAUGUCCAAAAGGCUUAAUCAUUUUUUAUGGAAAUGUUAAUAUCGUCAUCACAACUCAUAAUGUCAAUAUGUUGACAAUUGAUGGAAUUCAACAAAAGGUUCCCUACAUUACAAAUGGAAUAUGGAUAACUGAACUGCCCGAUGGAGCUGUAAAUAUCUACUUCACUGAUAUUAAAACAACAAUUGUUGCCUCCCGGUUUAAUUUCAAGUUACGUGUGGCCGAACAUUUCUUCUUGAAUAAUACCCAGGGACAGUGUGGAACUUGUACAACAUUUCAGGAUGAUGACUGCAUUAGACCAGAUGGAACAAUAGAGGACACUGAUUGCUGCCCCACAACAGCACGAGAUUGGCUAUAUAAUGACACUAACAAGCCAUAUUGUGUAGCAACUACUCCAGCAUCUUGUUCUACGCCCACUACAGCUCCUCCCCCUCCCAUUCCCGACAAUUGCACGAUAUUAUGCAUGAAAAUAUUAGAAACACCAUUUGAAAACUGCACAAAUAGCUUUCUUAAUACUUAUUAUGAAAAUUGUUUAUUUGACUGUGCUACGACAAAUUCUACAGAACUUACCUGUUCCAUCAUUCAAACUGCUGCUGACAAUUGUGACAAUGACACAUGUGUUGACUGGAGAUCCCCUACUGGUGAAUGCAAAAUGAAUUGUACAGAAAACCUUAUUUAUAAGGCAUGUGCCACUCAACUUGACGAUUACUGUGAGGACAAUUCAGUGAUGACGGGGGAAAAUCUACUUAAUUAUCAUGAAGGCUGUUUCUGCCCAGCUGGAAUGAUGAAAUCUGAAGACAAGACAAAAUGUGUUUCAACAUGUUGCCUGGAUAUUAAUGGAACCCGAAGAGAGAUAAAUGAUAAAUGGCAGGAUCAGAACAAUGCUUGUACUUCUUACAAAUGUACUAAAAAUGGAGUCAUAACACGCACACAGACUUGUGCUGCUCAAGAUGAUUGCAUAGAGUCUGACAGAAAAUGGGAUGAUGAACACUGCUGCUACACUUGUGUCACUCAAGGCUUGUGCAAGCGGAAAAUCAAAAUGACCAAUGUCAUAAAAGAAGUCCAGAAUACAAACUGUACAGCAAACAUUGAACUGUACGUGUGUGAAGGGAAUUGUCCCAGCUCAGUUUACUAUGAUACCCAGACACACAGAACUGAACGUAAAUGUGAGUGCUGUCAAGAAAUGGGGACCGAAGAUAGGAUAGUGAAACUUACUUGCCAAGAUGGUAGAGAAAACGAAGUGUACACCUACCCUCACUUCACAUCCUGUCGCUGUAAGAAGGAGGUCUGCCCUGGGGCUUCUACUGAAAAGCCAUAUACUGAGAUUUUCUUCUAGAUGAUAAAGCAUGAUAUUAAAUCCAAUCUGUUACUAGUUUGGAAAAAGAUAUAAUUCAUUACAUUGAGCCAAUGAUAGGUCAUUUAGAAAGAAUUCUAGUUGGCCGUCACAUAAUUCGGCAUCAUUAUUACUUUGAUCAAUAAACUGCUUACUUGUUUUCAAUUUCAAAAGCAUAUUAAUAAAUAACUGCAAGCAUGUUACAUUUCCAUGGU
Messenger RNA from Leucoraja erinaceus (little skate), 2107 nucleotides. Its product is annotated as mucin-2-like. The record is from RefSeq and is a predicted model, not a curated record. The transcript has 13 exons. Lineage: Eukaryota; Metazoa; Chordata; Chondrichthyes; Rajiformes; Rajidae. The coding region runs from base 486 to 1895 and encodes 469 amino acids. Gene Ontology annotation, cellular component: extracellular matrix.